AUGGCCCAAAAACAUGGCCCCAUCAUGCUUCUCCACCUCGGCAGCGUCCCCACCGUCGUCGUCUCUUCACCGGACAUAGCCCGCGAGAUCAUCCGAACUCACGACCUAAACUUCUCCAACCGGCCAGAGCUCAAGGCCAUGAGGAAGCUGCUCUACGGCAGCAGAGACGUGGGCUCUGCGCAACACGGCGAAUACUGGAGGCAGAUGAGAAGCAUCUUCGUCCUGCAGAUGCUGAGCAGCAAAAGGGUACAAUCCUUCGGUUCAAUAAGGGAAGAAGAAACAGCCCUUUUGGUGAAGAGGAUUGAGGAGUGUUCAGGGCCGGUGUAUUUGAGCAAGAUGAUGGCGGAGACGAACGCUGACGCGGCUUUUAGAUCGACCUUCGGUGGGAAAUACAGUGAGAGUGAAAAUGGGAAGAAGUUCCCGGGGUUGAUGAGGGAGUACAUGGAUCUUAUUGGAACUGCUGAGAUUGGUGAUUUUAUUCCUUGGCUUGGAUGGAUUGGUCGUGUUAAUGGUUUUGAUAAGAGGCUUGAUGACGCUGCGAAGCGGAUGGAUGAGGUUUUUGAUGUGAUUUCAGCUCAAUCUUAG
Messenger RNA from Salvia splendens (bonfire salvia), 585 nucleotides. Its product is annotated as cytochrome P450 736A117-like. The coding region runs from base 1 to 585 and encodes 194 amino acids. The record is from RefSeq and is a predicted model, not a curated record. Gene Ontology annotation, molecular function: iron ion binding; monooxygenase activity; heme binding. The transcript has a single exon. Lineage: Eukaryota; Viridiplantae; Streptophyta; Magnoliopsida; Lamiales; Lamiaceae.